Molecule: messenger RNA, 1652 nt
Organism: Manacus vitellinus (golden-collared manakin)
Lineage: Eukaryota; Metazoa; Chordata; Aves; Passeriformes; Pipridae
Product: zinc finger protein 721-like
Biological process (GO): regulation of transcription by RNA polymerase II
Molecular function (GO): RNA polymerase II cis-regulatory region sequence-specific DNA binding; DNA-binding transcription factor activity, RNA polymerase II-specific
Source: RefSeq, a predicted model, not a curated record
AUGCCCGGCCCCGAGCACUUCAGGUGCUUGGAAUGUGGGAAGAACUUCAGCAAGAGAUGCAACCUCUUGAGGCACCAGCACAUCCACACUGGGGAACGGCCCUACACGUGUGAGGAGUGUGGGAAGAGCUUCAGUGACCGCUCCACCCUCCGCAACCACCGUCGCAUCCACAGUGGGGAACGGCCCUACACGUGUGGGGAUUGUGGGAAGAGCUUCAAACGGAGUUCCAACCUACUCCAACACCAGAUGAUCCACAGUGGAGAAAGGCCCUACAUGUGUGGGGAAUGUGGGAUGAACUUCAAUCAGAUCUCUGCCCUGCUCCGACACCAGAUGAUCCACAGUGAACGGCCCUACACGUGUGGGGAGUGUGGGAAGGGCUUCAGGGACAGCUCCAGCCUUUGCAAACACCGUUGCAUCCACACCAGGGAAUGGCCCUACAAGUGCUUGGAAUGUGGGAAGAGCUUCAGCACAAGCACCAAGCUGCUCAGCCACCAGCACAUCCCCACUGGGGAACAGCCCUACACGUGUAGGGAAUGUGACAGCUCCACCCUCUACACCCACCUUCGCAUCCACAUCAGGGAGAGGCCUCACAAGUGUGGGGAGUGUGGGAAGAGCUUCAGGGACAGCUCUGCCUUGACCUCCCACCAACGGACCCACCGCAGGGAAAAGCACUUCACAUGUGGGGAAUGUGGGAAGAGCUUCAGGAAGAGCACGACCCUCCUCAGCCACCGUCGCAUCCACAGUGGGGAACGGCCCUACACGUGUGGGGUGUGUGGGAAGAGCUUCAGGAAGAGCUGCACCCUCCACAGGCACCGUCGCAUCCACACUGGGGAACAGCCCUACACAUGUGGGGAGUGUGGGAAGAGCUUCAAUCAGAGCUCCAACCUCCUCAGACACCAGACGAUCCGCAGUGGGGAACGGCCCUACAUGUGUGAGGAGUGUGGGAAGAGCUUCAAUCAGAGCUCCGCCCUGCUCCAACACCAGAUGAUCCACAGUGGGGAAAGGCCCUACAUGUGUGAGGAAUGUGGGAUGAACUUCAACCAGAUCUCCACCCUGCUCCGACACCAGAUGAUCCACAGUGGGGAACGGCCCUACACGUGUGGGGAGUGUGGGAAGAGCUUUAGGAAGAGCUGCACCCUCCACAGGCACCGUCGCAUCCACACUGGGAAACAGCCCUACACAUGUGGGGAGUGUGGGAAGAGCUUCAAUCAGAGCUCCAACCUCCUCAGACACCAGACGAUCCACAGUGGGGAACGGCCCUACAUGUGUGAGGAGUGUGGGAAGAGCUUCAAGCGGAGCUCCUACCUGCUCCAACACCAGAGGAUCCACAGUGGGGAAAGGCCCUACACGUGUGAGGAAUGUGGGAAGAGCUUCAAUCAGAUCUCCGCCCUGCGCCGACACCAGAUGAUCCACAGUGGGAACGGCCCUACACGUUGCUUGGAAUGUGGGAAGAGCUUCAGCACAAGCACCAAGCUGCUCAGCCACCAGCACAUCCACAGUGGGGAACAGCCCUACACGUGUAGGGAAUGUGACAGCUCCACCCUCUACACCCACCUUCCCAUCCACAUCAGGGAGAGGCCUCACAAGUGUGGGGAGUGUGGGAAGAGCUUCAGGGACAGCUCUGCCUUGACCUCCCACCAACGGACCCACCG